UGCUAAUUUCUACUAACUAAUUAAGUAUUUAUUUAUUUAUUAAUUAAUUAUCGUAUUAAAUUAAAUUAAAUACAAAAACUGGCCGGGCCGAAAGAAUUUUGCGGCCGGUGCGCCGCCGGGCCGAAAAAAUUUUGCGGCUGGUGCGUCGUCGGGCCGAAAAACAUUUUCGGCCGGUGCGACGGCCGGCCGAAAUUUUUUUUCGGCCCGGCGGCGUAUUGGCCGCAGUUUUUUUUCGGCCCGCCCUGUUUUUCGCCGGAAAACUGGAAAACUUGCCGGGAAACUGGAAAACUGGCCGGAAAAAAUAAACUUACUUGUUUUCCGACGAGCUGAGGGCGACGGGAGGUUAGCCGACGACGGAAGAACGGUGCCGGCGACGGAGGCACUGGGCUCGUCAACAGAAGUUUUUGUUGGAAUGAGUCAAAUGUUCAUGGGUAUCCGAAUUUAUAGAAUGAAAGGAAGGGAAGAGAGGGAAAAUUCAAAAUUUGAAUUCAAAAUUUUUUUUUUUUUGUUGGCGGCAAAUAGCAAUUUGGUUGGCGGCAAAUAGCCGUUCACUUUAAAAUACGACUGUCUCGCGACUACAGUGAAGCCUUUGGUAGCUAUUAGCUAACAAAUAAAAUAAGUCAAUGAACCCUUUAAACGGCGCCGCUUUCAUCCUUCCAGUCAUCCAGUCCCAGUGAAUCCAGAGAGAAGAAAAAUGAAAAGGCUGAAAAGCCCUUUCUCGCAUGGUCGGAGCACUGUAAACGAAGCCUGAUCACCGGUGAAGCAGUAAAGGCGGAGAGCUCAGUAGCCGCCUCCACUAUAUCGGAAUGAUGAUGGAGGAUGGCGAGAUAGCGGAGGCGGUCGCCAUGGAGGAAGACUUGCUGCUGCUCAAGAACGGAAAGUCAGCCUAUGAUAGGCUCCGCGAAAGCAAAGCUUCAGUUGAGGAGAUAGUCUCCCAGAUUCUCUCCGUCAAAAAGGACGGCAACUCUAAAUCCCAGCUCCGAGAGCUCGUUACCCAGACGUUUCUCCAUUUUGUCACCCUCCGACAGGCGAACAGGUCGAUUUUGCUGCACGAGGAUCGAGUGAAGAUGGAGACGGAGAAAGCGAAGGCGCCGGUGGAUUUCACGACUCUACAGCUGCAUAACUUGAUGUAUGAGAAGGGCCAUUACGUCAAGGCUAUCAAGGCUUGUAAGGACUUCAAGUCCAAGUAUCCUGACAUUGACCUCGUCCCUGAAGAAGAAUUCUUCCGUGAUGCGCCUGAAGAUAUCAAGAGUUCCGUCUUGUCCAGCGAUGGAUCCCACAAUUUGAUGCUCAAAAGGCUCAACUACGAGCUGCACCAGCGGAAGGAGCUCUGCAAACUUCGGGAGAAAUUGGAGUUACAGAAGAAAAGUCUAGCGGAAAUGAUUGCUAAUAGGAAGAAAUUCUUGUCAAGUCUGCCAUCGCACCUUAAAUCGCUUAAGAAAGCAUCUCUGCCUGUACAGAACCAAUUAGGAGUUCCGCAUACGAAGAAGCUAAAGCAACAUAGUUCAGCAGAACUGCUUCCUCCUCCACUCUACGUGAUUUACUCACAGUUGGUGGCUCAGAAGGAGGCCUUUGGUGAAGAGAUUGACUUGGAGAUUAUUGGGAGUUUAAAAGAUGCUCAAACAUUUGCUCGUAAGCAAGCAAAUAAAGAAAACAGUGCAUCUGCCAAUGUGGAGACUUUGAGGGUUGAAGAUGACGUACCUGAUGAUGAAGAUGAUGCCCAAAGAAGGAGAAAACGACCGAAAAGGGCACCUAGUAAGGAGAAUCCUGAUCAGACAGGGAUUCAUCAAGUUCACCCGCUUAAGCUCAUUCUUCAUGUACUUGAUGAUGAGGCUUCUGAUCCAAAGUCUGCAAAGCUCAUUUCUUUGAAGUUUGAAUACCUGUUGAAGCUAAAUGUUGUAUGUGUUGGAUUAGAAGGUUCACUUGAGGUAGCUGAAAACAGCAUUUUAUGCAACUUAUUCCCUGAUGACACUGGGAGUGAACUCCCGCACCAGUCUGCAAAGCUCACUACUGGCUGUAGCCUUUCCUUUGAUGAAAAGAGAACUUCUCGUCCAUAUAAGUGGGCCCAACAUUUGGCAGGAAUUGAUUUCUUGCCAGAGAUUGCACCAUUACUUGGUAGUCAUGAAACUACAAGUGGCGAAACUUCUAAAACUGAUGUUGUAUCUGGGUUAUCAUUAUAUCGACAACAGAAUCGGGUGGAGACGAUUGUCCAAAGAAUCCGCUCUCGGAUAAGGGCUCAGCUGGCUCUUGCGGAGCAGCUUGAUUCACUUAUGAAGCUAAAGUGGCCAUCUCUGAGUUGUGAAAGCGUUCCAUGGGCUCUACAUACUUCUUUAUGCAGUUUGGAUGGUUGGUCAUCAAUAGGACCCCCACCUAAUCAUCUCUCUUUGCACACAGAGCACGUUGAGGAAUCCAUGAAUAUUGACACAGAUGGACAAACUGGUACUUCAAAGGAAGGGUCGAAAGUUCUGAGGGAAGAUGGGGAGCUCCCAUCUUUGCUUAAAGCUGGUUCUAUAGUGGCAAACGAUGUGAAGCAGCUUACUUCUACUCCCAAAGUAUCAUCCAGUGCAGAGCGUUCUAGGCAGCUGAGUUUGAUCUCGAAGACUGUAGUCUCCCCGUUUAGCAAGCGGAAAUCACAUAGCUUUAAUAAAUACGAUGAGGAUAUAGAUCCAACUUUUUUGGAUUUCGAUAGUGAUCAUGACGAGCUACCCUCUAAUGAGCAUACUGAAGAAAUGGUUCCCAUUCAGCGCCUUGAUUUGUCCUUGGAUUCUUGGGUUGAUUUUGGUACUAAAGAGUAUUCCCUUAUCUUGGUGAGAGCAGUGGGUGAAGGCAGAAAUGUGAAAUUAAAAGCAAAGAUUAAGAUCAGCAUGGAGUACCCUCUUUGGCCACCUUUGUUCUCUGUGGACCUACUUAAUUCAGAAGGAAGCCAAGAUGGAGGUGACAAUGGCUCUCGAUGGUACAACGAACUUCGUGGGAUAGAAGCAGAGGUCAACCUCAAUAUACUGAAGCUUGUACCAAGUGAUGAAGAAAACAACAUCUUAGCCCAUCACGUUCACCGUCUUGCUAUGUUGUUCGACUAUCUGAUGGAUGAUGAAGCAUCAUCACCAGGUCAAAAGAAUACCCAUGUGGUUGGUUUCGGUUUGUCUAAGCCGGCCAGCGGUACGAUUCUGGCCAGGUCACAUAGGGGAAGGGAUAGGAGGAGGAUGAUAUCCUGGAAGGACAUGGAUUCCAAAUCUGGCAACUUGUAGACAGAAUCCAGGCUCCCCGCUUUCAGUUUUAUGUAUGUUCUCCUUUCCAUUUGUAUUCAGCAAAUGGUGUUUUCCUUAUCAAUGCAAUUAAGCUCCACAAUAAUAUACUGUUGGCUGA
Molecule: messenger RNA, 3363 nt
Organism: Linum trigynum
Lineage: Eukaryota; Viridiplantae; Streptophyta; Magnoliopsida; Malpighiales; Linaceae
Source: the annotation of a GenBank genome assembly